Molecule: messenger RNA, 1197 nt
Organism: Myotis lucifugus (little brown bat)
Lineage: Eukaryota; Metazoa; Chordata; Mammalia; Chiroptera; Vespertilionidae
Gene: ATP6V1B1
Product: ATPase H+ transporting V1 subunit B1
Exons: 7
Coding region: 131-928 (265 amino acids)
Molecular function (GO): ATP binding
Source: RefSeq, a predicted model, not a curated record
AGAGGGGAGGGGUAGCCACGGGGCAGGCAGGCUGGUUGGCUCUCUCCAGCUCCGGCUGGACCUGGAGUGCUGGACCUGCGUCAGUCAGCCAGCUCGGCUCAGGCACGCCGCUCCAGCCCCACACCUCACCAUGGCCAUGGAGGUAGACAGCAGGCCUGGGGGGCUCCCCGGCACUGGUAGCGACCUGGGCGCAGCUCGCCAGCACAUGCAGGCGGUCACCAGAAACUACAUUACUCACCCCCGUGUCAGUGAGUAUGACCCCAGUGGGAUCAGGGAAGAGACACCCCCUACUGGGGAGGUGCCCGCAACCAAGUUCGCCCAGUAUGCUGAGAUCGUCAACUUCACCCUCCCCGAUGGGACUCAGAGGAGUGGGCAAGUGCUUGAGGUGUCUGGGAGCAAGGCAAUUGUUCAGGUAAGUGGUGCCAAUGAGAUGAGGACCCCUGACAGCCAUGGGGUGGGUGGGGAAGAGCAGGGUGGGAAGGAGGGAAAGUCUGGACCUUGCCUUCUGCCACACCUUCUGCGCCCCCAGAUCUACCCCCCCAUCAACGUGCUCCCUUCCCUGUCGCGACUGAUGAAGUCCGCCAUUGGUGAGGGCAUGACAAGAAAGGACCAUGGCGAUGUCUCUAACCAGCUGUACGCCUGCUACGCCAUCGGCAAGGACGUGCAGGCCAUGAAGGCCGUGGUGGGCGAAGAGGCGCUCACUUCGGAGGACCUGCUCUACCUGGAAUUCCUGCAGAAGUUCGAAAAGAACUUCAUCAACCAGGGCCCCUAUGAGAACCGCUCGGUGUUCGAGUCGCUGGACCUGGGCUGGAAGCUGUUGCGCAUCUUCCCCAAGGAGAUGCUGAAGCGCAUUCCGCAGAGCGUGGUCGAUGAGUUCUACUCCCGCGAGGGGGCGCCGCAGGACACCACGUCCGACACUGCAUUCUAGCCCCGCCCUCAGCACCGUCCUGGGACCCCUGCCCUCCGCAUCACGCCCAUGCACCCCUCUUCCCCCCACCGCCCCCCAUCCUGAAGGUUCCAUACACCUGAGCCAACCGCGCCACCCUCAGCCCCGCCUACGCCCCAUCCCUGUCCCCGGCUUCCUAGCGCUGGGAGAGAACAGAUUGUCAAGCCUGUGUUCUAAGUCUGGUUCUGACAGGAGCACUUGUAUUUGUAUUUUAAAAGCCCCCAAAUGAAAAGCAAUUGAGGUGAAGAGUU